Molecule: messenger RNA, 2746 nt
Organism: Triticum aestivum (bread wheat)
Lineage: Eukaryota; Viridiplantae; Streptophyta; Magnoliopsida; Poales; Poaceae
Exons: 16
Coding region: 1-2457 (818 amino acids)
Biological process (GO): protein refolding
Molecular function (GO): ATP-dependent protein folding chaperone; ATP binding
Source: RefSeq, a predicted model, not a curated record
AUGGCUCGCUCGCCGGGGCGACGUGGCCUCCCCGUCUUCAUCGCCGGUCGCACGCCUCCAGCCCUCGUAGCCUCGCAGCAUCCCCGCGCCAUCGUCGGGCACCUCGCGCCGCUCGCCGUCGCUCGCCGGCGCCGCCUCGCCGUCCCCGACGCCUUCCUCCGCUUCGGCCCCGUCGCCCCCUUCCUGCUCCUCUUCGCCCCCUUCGACGUCCCCGACAGGCACCCCGCCACAAUGGAUGAUAAGAGCGAUGUCAACUUUGAGAAGAUUGGCCGGUCCGUGGAGAAGUCAUGGCAUACUUUGCUAUACAAGGACCGUAACAUUGUGCCUGAAGCUGUGGACCAAGGCCCGGAUCCAACCUGCGUAUUCUGCAGUUUUACAAAAGGGGGUCAAAUGGAGAUCCAUCGCAUAUUUGCAGACAAGGGCAUUCCAUGCGACAUCUGUUUAUUUCCCAAGUCGAUGGUGGAAGAUUAUCUUGCUUUGGAUGGAAUUGAUAUGACAUUGUUCUGUCAGAACAAGGACUCUCUGCACAGGUCCUUGACAGCUAGCUAUAUCUUUCGAGAGUAUGGUGUCGAAGCCACAAGCUCUGACUGGAAAGGCACUACUCGCCUUGCAAUGAAAAGCUGCACCUAUCUAGGCGACACGAUUGCAUUUGAUCAGGUCGUGGAAUUGCUUGAUAAGGGCAAGCCGGUGCUUGCUAUGAUGAUCAUGGGUCCUGAUUUUUGGAUGCUUGGCGAUGACGAAAUUUACAAAUGCAAACCUGUCUUCUUGUCAGGAGUGCUCCAAAAGCCGUUUGAGUACCACAGGGUACUCCUGACUGGACAUGGAGAGACGGAAGUAACAAAGGAGAAGUUUGUUCCAUUCCUCAACUCCCACAGCAACAAGUUUGGGCAGAACGGUGUUGGGCGUGCUUACUUCGAGGACCUAAUGUGGUUUUUCACUUUGGAGGGCACCUACCCACCACUUCUUCGACAUCAGCCGCCUAAAGUUAAUGCACUCAACCGACCAAACCUCGACAAACUAAGGCGGCGGCCCGAGUGUGAUAAUCGACCAAACCUUGACAUACGAAGGUGGCGGCCUGAAUGUGAUAACCGACGAAACCUCGAUAAACCAUGGAGGCGGCCUGAGUGUGAUAAUGGAGCAGUGAAACAAAUGCAGGCACCUGGAAGAGCUGACGCUGCUUCCUCUUGGCGUCUUGACAUGCCCCAGCAGAUUACUAAGGUGACCAAUGGUACUGCUUGGAAUGGUACAACCUGUCUCCGUGUUUUAACGAAGGAAAUAUUUGAUCAAGGUUGCAAGCUUAUGGCAUCUGGAGUGAAUGGAAUUGAUUUGAGAGAUGGUAUCUGCAUGGCAGUUGAUGAUGUCGUGAGAAACUUGAAGAGCAUGGCCCGAAUGAUAAACACUUUUCAGGAAAUAGCACAGGUGGGUACUAUAUCAGCUAAUGGGGAGAAAGAACUUGGCGAGCUCAUUGCAAAGGCUAUUGUGAUGGUUGAUAAGGAGGAAGUUAUCACCAUUGUGGAUGGUAGCACUCGAUGCAGCGAGCUUCAAGUUGUGAAAUGCAUAAAGCUUAAGAGAGGCUACUUCACUCGACACUUUAUUACCAACCAAAAGAACAAAACAUGUGAACUAGAUGAUCCCUUAAUCUUCAUACAUGAUAAGAUGGUAUCCAAUGUUCAAGCCAUCAAAGUGUUGGAACUUGCUAUCACGGUCUGCGCGGUCAAAGUUCCUGGUCAUGGAGAGAACAUGGAACUCAAUUUACUUGCUAUCGUUACAGGCGGGCAAAUCUUUACUGAAGAAAAUGGAAUGAACCUUUUGCCUCACACACUUGGCACUUGUAAGAAGGUCAUAGUAUCUGAGGAUGACUGCACAAUCUUUGGUGGAGCCGCUGAUGAUAAUACUAUCGAGAACAGAACUAAGCAGCUGAGAUCUGCAACUGAGAAAAGCACGGGAUUGGCAGAAAUGUAUUGUUGUGCUAUUACUAUGAAGAUUGGUGGAAUGGAUGAACUGGAGAUUGGUGAGAAGAAAGACCGAGUGACACAUGCGCUAAAUGCCACGAGAGCUGCAGUUGAGGAGGGCAUUGUACCAGGUGGUGGUGUUGCCCUGGUUUAUGCGGCAAAAGACCUGGAUAAGCUGGACACUGUAAAUGUUGGCCAAAAGAGCGGUGUUCAGAUUAUUCAAAAUGUCUUGAAGAUACCAUUUCACACCAAUGCUUCAAGUGCUGGUCGUGAUGGUGAUGACAUUCUUAGCAAGAUCUUAGAGCAGAACAAUACUGGCCUGGCAUAUGAUGCUGCCAAAGGUGAAUAUGCCGAUAUGCUGGAGGCCGGUUCCAUUGAGCCAUUUAAAGCGAUCAGAAUAGCCCUGAUGGAUGUCCAACGAGAGUCAUGUCAAAUGUUAACUGACACAGGCGGCCACUUGAGCCCGAAGGAAAGAACGCAGAACAAGCAAUUUGCGGUGCCAUGAGCAGGACGUUUUUAACCUGCUUUAACUCUGAUUACUAAGUUUACAUUUAGGUUUGAACAUCUUAUAAUUUGGAACGGAGGGGGCACUUAUUUGCACUAUCGAUCCGUGUCACUCUGUUUCAUGCCUCGAAUAUUUGUUUGAGACAACUGUUACAGCCUACCAGGACUAUGUUGCCUUUACUUGCAAGAAUGCUCAACUUUGCUUCAUGCUUAGUGGAGCUGGUUUACUUAUUUGCAACCUUGCUGUAGAGCCAGAUGACGCCAGCCAAGAGCCACCCGCUGACCGUCUA